AUGGUGUGCCUUCUCCACUGCGUCCUGCUUGGAUAUUUCACGUGGAACCUCCGUAUAUCGGACGCACAGGGGGAGUACUGUCACGGCUGGUUGGACACUAAUGGGAAUUAUCAUGAUGGCUUCCAGUGCCCGGAGGACUUCGAUACCACUGACGCCACGGUGUGUUGCGGGACGUGCUCCCUGCGCUACUGCUGCGCGGCUCCGGACGCGCGCCUGGACCAGGGCGUCUGCACCAACGACAGAGAAACGGACAACACCGAGUUUGCAGCGCAGCCGGUGUACGUGCCCUUCUUGAUGGUGGGCAGUAUCUUCAUUGCCUUCGUCAUCGUGGGUUCUCUGGUGGCUGUUUACUGCUGCACAUGUCUCAGGCCCAAGCAACCCACGCAGCAGCCCAUCCGCUUCUCUCUGCGCAGCUGUCAGGGCGAGACCAUUCCCAUGAUCCUGACCAGCGGACCCCCCAGUCUGCGCGCGCCGUCUCGCCAGUCCAGCACGGCCACCACCAGCUCCAGCUCGGCCGGCGGGGGCAGCUCCAUGCGCCGCUUCUCUCUGGGGGGUCAGGGCUCGCAGCAACAGCAUGGAUGUCUGGUGUCUGCCACAGUUUCCUCAUCAGCUUCAACGCCAACACAGACGCCUCCCCUGCCGCCUCCCCUGCCGCCCCCCUACACCACCCCCCCAGGCCCCCCAGGCCCCCCCCACACUCACCCGCCGCUGCAGCUGCACCAGCACCCGUCCGGCUUCCUCCUUCCGCAGCAGUACUUCUUUCCUCUGCAGCCUGAUUCCUUCAGCGUCUCCAAAGGCUUUGCAGACUUUGGCCAGAGCUGA
This is a messenger RNA of Knipowitschia caucasica, 822 nucleotides long. Lineage: Eukaryota; Metazoa; Chordata; Actinopteri; Gobiiformes; Gobiidae. The record is from the annotation of a GenBank genome assembly.